Molecule: messenger RNA, 1425 nt
Organism: Aspergillus melleus
Lineage: Eukaryota; Fungi; Ascomycota; Eurotiomycetes; Eurotiales; Aspergillaceae
Gene: SES1
Product: serine--tRNA ligase SES1
Exons: 7
Coding region: 1-1425 (474 amino acids)
Biological process (GO): seryl-tRNA aminoacylation
Cellular component (GO): cytosol
Molecular function (GO): serine-tRNA ligase activity; ATP binding; tRNA binding
Source: RefSeq, a predicted model, not a curated record
AUGUUGGACCUUGCCGAUUUUGUCAGUGACCGCGGUGGAGACCUGAAGAAAAUCAAGGAGAGUCAGCGGAAACGGUUCGCCUCGGAAGAUGUAGUCGAUGAGGUUGUCGCUUUGUACGAAGAAGCCCGUCGAGCACGCUACGAAGUCAACAAGAUUGGCUCCCAACUGAACGCGCUCCUCAAGGAUAUUGGAAAGAAGAAAAAGAACAAGGAAGACGCAAGUGACUUAAUUGAGCAAAAGGCCGCCCUGGAGAAACAAAAAAAGGAAGCCGAAGACCUCGCUCUUCAAAAGGAAACCCAAAGGGACAUCAAAGUUCGGACCAUUGGAAACUAUGUUCAUGAAUCUGUUCCCGUGAGCAACAACGAGGACGACAAUGCUAUCAUAAGAACCUGGGCACCCGAACCCUCUGCCACUGAAAAAUGCGAUCGCCUGUCUCAUCAUGAGGUUCUCACCCGUCUUGACGGCUACGACCCUGAGAGGGGAGUGAAGAUCGUGGGCCACCGUGGAUAUUGCCUAACGGGCUACGGUCUUUUCUUGAACCUUGCGUUGAUCAAUUACGGUCUGGAGUUCCUAUGGGGCAAGGGAUACAAACCAAACCAGCCUCCUCAAUUCAUGCUCCGAGAAAUGAUGGCGAAAACGGCGCAGCUUGAGCAAUUCGACGAAGAACUGUACAAGGUCACGGAAAGUGAAGACAAAUCCACGGAUAAGUAUCUGAUCGCUACUUCUGAACAGCCGCUGUCAGCACUGCAUGACGGAGAGUGGCUUCAGGAUAAGGACCUUCCUAUUAAAUACGCUGGGUAUAGCACUUGCUACCGGAAAGAAGCCGGGGCGCACGGUAAGGACGCUUGGGGCAUCUUUCGGGUUCAUCAGUUUGAAAAGAUCGAACAAUUCGUCAUUACCAAACCCGAGAACUCCUGGGAAGCCUUUGAUGAGAUGAUGGCAACCUCGGAGGAAUUCUACCGCUCUCUUGGACUUCCGUAUCAGGUUGUCGCCAUCGUUUCCGGAGCAUUGAACAAUGCCGCGUCCAAAAAAUACGAUCUCGAGGCAUGGUUUCCUUUCCAAAAGGAGUAUAAGGAACUGGUCUCCUGUUCAAACUGCACCGAUUACCAGUCGCGUGCAUUGGAAAUUCGCUACGGUAUCAAGAAGGCCACGGAUUUGAAGAAAUCCUAUGUCCACGCUCUAAAUGCUACGCUUUGUGCAACCGAGCGGACGCUUUGUUGCAUUUUGGAAAAUUACCAAACAGAAGAUGGUUUCAUUGUGCCCGAGCCUCUGAGGAAAUACAUUCCGGGCGCCCCUGAAUUCCUCCCCUACACUAAGGAGCUUCCCAAGGGCACUACAUCCCAGAAGUCGAAAGGUAAGCAGGGUUCGAAAGCUGCAGAUGGCGCCGAGGAGACUGCAAAGAAGAUGCAGAACUUGCAAGUAUGA